This is a messenger RNA of Mytilinidion resinicola, 357 nucleotides long. RefSeq lists its product as uncharacterized. The annotation marks the transcript as partial. Lineage: Eukaryota; Fungi; Ascomycota; Dothideomycetes; Mytilinidiales; Mytilinidiaceae. The transcript is spliced from 2 exons. The record is from RefSeq and is a predicted model, not a curated record.
AAGUCAAAGGACAAGCCUCGAAAACCGAAGAAGCCCUACCACAUCAAGCGCGAGGACCUCCAUCUCGAAGAAUAUAUCGAGGAACGAGACUCCAAAAGUCCACGCAUUUUCUUUUCGCGCCUCGGCCGUCACUUCUACCAUUCUACCCAAUUGCGUAUCUACAUCGUUCUGCAGGUCAUAGCAGUGUAUAUCGGGUUCGGGCAGCUGAUGCUGAUCAUUGGUCUCUUCUGGGCGAUGCUCGCCAAUACUACCAAAAGAAAGGAGGGCGAGAAGAGCGCGUAUUCUUUGUUCAAUGAGGGUGUAGAAGCGAUUGCUGGUAGUCCGGAUAUGGAGGCCAUUGAAAGGGAGUUGAGGACG